CGGGAACGAAGAGACCCACCCAACCUAGAUAAGGAAGGUUGGCCGUCGCCGGCGCUCCAUCGCGCCGAGGGCCCGAUCGACGGCGCUCGCGUCAGAGGCCACCGCUGCUCUUGAGCUGCAGGGGCUUGCGGGGGCGCGGCGCGGCGAUGCCCAAGCAGCAGCAGCUGGACCGGCUGGGGUUCCUGAGGCACUUCAGGAAGCUGUCGCAGAGCGCGCACCUCUGGCCCUACGACGUCCUGGUCAUUGUCACGGGGAAGGCCGCGUGGGGGCCCGGGGACUCGCAGAAGAAGUCGACCGCGUUUAUCCACUGGUUGUUCGGCCUGUUCUUCCCAGAGGUCGCGGUGGCGCUGACGAGGACAGGCAUGGUAGUGCUUACGAGUGCGAAGAAGGUGGAGUGCCUUCGGCAGCUCUGCGCGCAGACGGACGGCGACCCCGAAGUGGACCUCGUCACGCGAGCCCCCGGGGACGUGCUCGAUCAGGCCCAGCUGGCCGAGGUGUGGCAGCAGGUGGUCGGCAGGAGCAGGCUGCAGGGAAGCAUUCGCGUGGGUACGUUGCUGCAGGAGAGAAAGAAGGGCGAGUUUGCGACGUCGUUUCAGAACGCUUUGGCGACACUUCCCAGAGUAGCUGAGGUCUUCGAGUGCCAGGAGCAGAUCUCGACCGUGCUGAGCACCAAGGACGCGAUUGAGCUUCAAUCGGUGCGAAAGGCAGCUGGCAUCGUGACCGCCCUGAUGUCGUCGGUUUUCAUUAGCAAUUUGGAGUCCGUCGUUGACGAUGAGCAGCAGUCAACUCAUAAGGAGGUGGCUGACACUGUCAUUGCAGCUCUAGAAACGCCUGGUAGACUGCAAGGGGUGGUUGCGCUCGAGUCCGCCGAAGUCGGAGAGCUCGAGCUCCAGUAUGUGAGCCUUCAGUCUGGCAGUGGUGUCAGACUCGCGCCCUUCAUCGAGUCAACCGUGGGCGACCUGCCUAUGCAUGGUACGUAUUUGGUCAACAGCCUCGGGUUGACUUGCGAGGAGUACUCCGCUUGCAUUGCCAGGACGCUGCUCGUCGACCCCGUUGACGAAGCGCGACAGGCCUACGACUUGCUGAACGAAGUUCAUGGCCAGGUGCUUCGCAACUUGAUCCCCGGAAUGCCUUUCAAGGACGUGUACUCGGCGGCAGCGAAUUUCGUCGCCAGCAGAAGUACCGUUUUGAAGAGCAAGUUCUCUGAUAGCGUGGGCUUCGUGACGGGCAUCGAGUUCCGAGAUCCUCUGCUGGUGAUCAAUGCGAGCAGUCCAUAUAAGGUCGAGGCUGGCAUGACCUUGUGUUUAUCCGUGGGCUUCAGCUCUCCUGGUCCUGAGACCUGGGCUGUCUGGAUCGCUGACACGGUCGAGCUGCAGGAGGGCACGGACUCGUGUGGUGUCAACCUGACAGCAGGGUGCAGCAUCCUACCUUCGGACGUCGUGUUCGACACAGGGGAUCCAGCCAUGCCUCCAGGUGAGGCUGCGGAGGACGGCGGGGAUGCCAGCCAGGGCGCGGAGGUGGCGGAAGAGGCGGCGCCCGCGGCCGCGGCGGACGGCCUCCCGGCCCCCGCGGCGGCCGAGCCAGCGCCAGCGCCCGACGCCGUCGAGCCGGCGGAGGACCGGCCGAGGGGCACCGCGAAUCCGGGCUCUGGCGCGGCCGACCCAGCGCGUGAACCAGCGGGCGACGCGUCCAGCGCGGAGGAAGCGGGGCCGGUCAGGAAGCGACCCGCCGCCCGCGGCGGCCGCGGCGGCCGCGGCCGGGAUGCGGGUCGCGGGCGCGCAGGCGCGUCUGCGGAGGACGGCUGCGAGGCGUCCAGCCAGGCGCGUGGUGCGGAGCGCAGCCCGGCCGAUGCGACGCCACCCUCGCUGCCGAAGCGACGCGGCGCGGCCGACCCGGAGGGCGAGCCCGCCGGCGGCGCGGACGAGGGGCGGCCGGUCAGGAAGCGGCCGGCCGCCGCGGAGAGCCAAGCGGACGCGCUUGCGGAGGGCGCGGAGAGGACGACCUCGGGCGCCAGGGCCGCCGAAGGAGUAAAGUAG
Prorocentrum cordatum is the source of this 2036-nucleotide messenger RNA. NCBI's taxonomy places the organism in Eukaryota, Dinophyceae, Prorocentrales, Prorocentraceae. The record is from the annotation of a GenBank genome assembly.